Molecule: messenger RNA, 1710 nt
Organism: Frankliniella occidentalis (western flower thrips)
Lineage: Eukaryota; Metazoa; Arthropoda; Insecta; Thysanoptera; Thripidae
Product: legumain
Exons: 12
Coding region: 205-1575 (456 amino acids)
Biological process (GO): vacuolar protein processing
Molecular function (GO): cysteine-type endopeptidase activity
Source: RefSeq, a predicted model, not a curated record
CAGAUUGCCUGAUAAUUGUAACGACAAUGACCUUUGGAUCACGAGGCCAUGAAGUGAUACUUUGUUUUCUCAGUUCGAGAGGGAAUAGUGAGACAGGCGUAGCGACGUAGCGUGAGAGUAUUCUUGCCUUCCCUCUGUGAGCUUACUGCUGGAGUAACUUUUUGCCUUUGAGGCCAUUUGCCCACUUCUGUGAGAGAUUCGACAAUGGGGCGAGAACGUUGGAUGCUUGGAGUGUUUAUUUUAUUGGGUGUGACAUCAACAUGGGGAAGACUCAUCCAACGUUUUCCCAGUUUCCCUGUGGGAGGAAUGUUGCCAAAUGGAGGGAAAAUUUGGUCUAUUCUUGUGGCUGGUUCUAAUGGCUAUUACAACUACCGCCAUCAAGCUGAUGUUUGCCAUGCAUACCAAAUUCUUCACAAAAAUGGUAUCCCGGAUGAGAACAUUAUCGUUAUGAUGUAUGAUGAUGUAGCAAGGUCGCCCGAGAACCCAACACCUAAUGUUAUCAUCAAUCGCCCCAACGGCCCAAAUGUCUAUAAAGGUGUCCCCAUUGACUAUUCGGGUGAAGAUGUUAAUUCAACAAAUUUCCUUGCUGUGCUGACUGGUGACAAGAAUGCCAUUUCAGGUAUUGGGUCUGGAAAAGUUAUUGAAAGUGGACCAAAGGAUCACAUUUUCAUCAAUUUUGUGGACCAUGGUGCUCCUGGAUUCCUUUGCUUCCCAAAUGAUGAACUGCACGCUAAAUUGUUGGAGUCUACUCUUCAAAGCAUGGCAUACUCUAAUAAGUUUAGUAAGAUGGUGCUCUAUGUUGAAGCCUGCGAAUCUGGAUCUAUGUUUGAUGACAUUCUUCCUGAUAAAAAUAAUAUAUUUGUGAUGACUGCUGCUGACCCAAGAGAGAGCUCCUAUGCCUGUUACUAUGACAAGUUACGAGGGACUUACCUUGGUGAUGUCUUUAGUGUUAAAUGGAUGGAGGAUUCAGAAAAACAGGAGAAUCUCCUAUUAGAGUCUCUCCAUCAUCAAUUUGAGGUGGUUCGUACGGAAACUAAUACCAGCCAUGUAGAGGAAUAUGGAGAUCUUGAUAUUGGCUCAUUACCUGUGGCAUAUUUCCAAGGUUACCGCCAAACCGUUUCCAUUGACGAAAGUGAAGAUAUUCCUCCCAUCAUAGAUGCAGUGAACAGUAGAGAUGUUCCCAUAGAAAUACUUAAGAGACAAUAUGAAUCAGCUAUUGAUAAGAGGUCAAAAAGGAUCUUGGAAUACCAAAUCAAGCGCAUACAUAGAAUGCGGCGUCAUUUAGAUGUAACUGUGUUAGACAUUGCAUCUGAAAUCGCACAAGGAGAUCAUGAAAGAGCUGCUUAUCUACUCCAAUCAGAAAGCAAGCUCACAUACCCAAAAUUGGAUUGUUAUGAAACUGUGGUUCAAUACUUUUCAAGGAAAUGCUUCAAAAUAUCUAAGAAUCCUCAUACACUUUCAAAAAUGAACGUGUUCAUAAAUAUCUGUUCAGUAUCUUGGGCCUCGGCUCAAUCUGCUAUAAAGGCAAUGGAUGUCAUAUGCAUAAAGGAAAGACAUCUGACAGGAAUUCUCUAGAGGCAGAAAUCAUUUUUCCAUCUGAAAUCUGUGAUGAUAUUUAGAAUCAGUGCCAAGAUCUGAGAGUAAUGUGCUGUACCUUAAAAAGCAAUCAUUCCAUUCCAAAGACAAUAAAAAACAUGAGGACUUGUAUGA